AUUUUGCCCACACCACCAUUGUGCGGGACUGACAUUCAGCAGCUAGCUUGAAACCCCAUUUCAAAAUGGCGCCCAAUCGCAGAAUCCUUCCUGCGUCAGCCAUCGCCACUUUUGUUGUUUUCUCUUUCCUAUCGUCCCCUGUUCUCGCCAAACCAGGUUUCUUCCAAGACGCUUUGAUCAAAUUACCCUCGGACGCUGCUGACCCGAACGCCGCCGACCUCAUCGAGUCGCUGCCAGGGACGCCCGACCUCCCUUUCCGGCAGUACAGUGGAUACAUCACCGUCAAUGAGACGCACGGGCGCGCGCUCUUCUAUUGGUUCGUGGAGGCGACAGAGGAGCCCCUGCAGAAGCCGGUCACGUUGUGGUUAAACGGAGGCCCUGGCUGUUCUUCUCUUGCUGGGGGUCUUUUGUCCGAGUUGGGGCCCUUCUAUCCAGAUAAGGCAGGCGAUGGACUUUACAGGAACAAGUAUAGCUGGAAUUCAAUGUCCAACAUGUUGUUUGUGGAGUCCCCAGCGGGUGUCGGCUUCUCAUACUCCAACACCACAGAGGACUACGUCGUAGGCGAUGAGCGCACAGCCAACGAUGCCUAUCAGCUGCUCGUGGGCUUCUUCAAAAAGUUCCCCCACUACGCUGCCAGCGACUUCUACAUCUCUGGGGAGAGCUACGGGGGCCACUAUGUGCCCCAGCUAGCGGACACCAUCGUCCGAAACAACCGCGAGAAGGUAGCGGACGGUCCGAUCAUCAACCUGAAGGGAUUUCUGGUCGGUAACGCUUGGACUGACGCCGGCAUUGACAAUUACGGCGCGCUCUUCUACGACUGGACGCACGCAAUCAUCUCCGACGCCGCCUACUACGGAGUCGCGAAUACGUGCGAUUUCAACGAGGUCGGUCCGCUCCUGAGCAUCAGCGAAAAGUGCUCGAAGUACGUGCAGCAAGCUUUCCGGGAGAUGGGCCCCAUUAACAUCUACGACAUCUAUGCUGACGUGUGCACAUACGGGAAGGCGGCACGUGACGAGACCCGCCACUUCGCGAAGCAGUUGGCGCGCACCGGGACGCCCCUGGCGGCGCGGCACCUCCUCACGGCCCCUCCCGAAUACGACCCGUGCAUCGAUGACGAGGUCGCCAUCUACCUGAACCGGCCAGAGGUGCAGAAGGCGAUCCAUGCGAACGUCACACACCUGCCGUACGCUUGGACGGGUUGCACGGAAGCGAUUGAGUAUUCGCGGAAGGAUCUGCUGACCAGCGUGCUACCGGUGUACCGACGCCUGCUAAAGGACGGCCUGCGCAUGCUCAUUUUCAGUGGUGACGUCGACGCCAUCGUCCCAGUGACCGGCACCCGGGCCUGGAUCGGCAAGCUGCUGCUCGAGGAGGUGGAGCCGUGGCGACCAUGGGUGCUGGACUCCCAGGUUGGGGGUUACGUCACCAAGUACAAGGGGCUGACGUUUUCGACGGUCCGGGACGCGGGGCACAUGGUCCCCUACACGCAGCCCGCGCGCGCGCUGCACCUCUUCAAAACGUUCAUCCAAGACGGGCAGCUCUAAACCCGAUCACUAACCCGACCAAGGUUUCGAACAUUUGCCGACGUCGCGGCUUUCCGCUUGGUGACUUUCUUAUCCUUAACUCAGAUUUUUAGCGGUUCUAGAGGUUCGUGUCAGUAGAAAGCUAGGCUUGCAAUGCGUGCACAGGUGCUCGAUGUUGGACUAUUCGCGUCUCCGCAACUCGUCCUUGCACGCUUUGUCCGAUGUUGAGAUUUGGUUCCAUUGAGCGGACACUAUCACACGCAGCGAAUUUAUCGGGUGCAAAUCUUCCGCUUUACCGGAAGUUGAAAAGUACAUCCGCAAUGACGG
Messenger RNA from Klebsormidium nitens, 1847 nucleotides. The record is from the annotation of a GenBank genome assembly. Lineage: Eukaryota; Viridiplantae; Streptophyta; Klebsormidiophyceae; Klebsormidiales; Klebsormidiaceae.